Molecule: messenger RNA, 1294 nt
Organism: Panicum virgatum (switchgrass)
Lineage: Eukaryota; Viridiplantae; Streptophyta; Magnoliopsida; Poales; Poaceae
Product: LOB domain-containing protein 15-like
Exons: 2
Coding region: 282-1052 (256 amino acids)
Source: RefSeq, a predicted model, not a curated record
AGGUUGCUUCGGCCAACUCUCUUCCUUCUCUUGUGUUCUUGUGUGACUCUUUAAUCCUCCGACACUUCUCCAACAGAAACUUUAUUUCUUCCAAGGAAUCUGCUGAUUGCUGUUGUUUGUUCUGUUCGUUUUGCUUGAAAGGCUCGUUAAUUAUUAGGAGAUGAUAAGCUAGUAUGCUGUAGCAUCUUCUCUUGUACGUUCUAGUGUUUUAAGUAUCUUCUACCAUUGUGCUUGCCAUCAAAAGUCUCGAGAUUGUUUAUUUCCCCUCUUGGAUCAAUCCCAUGCACCAAACCCUAGGUGGUGACGACUCUGCCUGUUGGACUUCCGCCUGCAGGGAGCGACUCGAUGAGAUCGGCAAGAAGAUCAAGCGGGAGCCGGAUACAGCCGCCCUCGCCCUCGCCGCCGCCUCCACCUCCACCGCGCCGGCAGCAGACAACCGCGCACCCCGCCGCCUCGGUCUCGGCCUCGGCGGCGCCCUCAACACCGUGACCCCCUGCGCCGCGUGCAAGCUCCUCCGCCGCCGCUGCGCGCAGGAGUGCCCCUUCGCCCCCUACUUCUCGCCGCACGAGCCCCACAACUUCGCCGCCGUCCACAAGGUCUUCGGCGCCAGCAACGUCUCCAGGAUGCUCUUGGAGGUGGCGGAGGGGGAGAGGGCGGACGCGGCGAGCAGCCUGGUGUACGAGGCGAACCUCCGGCUGCGGGACCCCGUGUACGGAUGCAUGGGCGCCAUCUCCGUGCUGCAGCAGCAGGUGAACGCGCUGGAGGCCGAGCUGGAGGCGGUCAGGGCCGAGAUCCUCAAGCACAGGUGCCGGCAGGCCGGCGCCGGCCUCAUGGACGACGCGCGCGCCGCCACGGCCAGCUUCGUGGCUCCGGUGCACGCGGGGGACGUGGUGUCGGUGGUGGAGGCAGGCCAAGAGGUUGCAGGCGGCGGCGCUCCGGGGAUGUCGGUGUCGUCGUCCGCGGUGUACGUUGCCGAAGCCGAGCUGCCCACAAGUACUACUGAUCACUAUAGCUCCCAUAACCCAAGUGAGCAUGCUGCAUACUUUGGUUGACAUGCUUGAAUUUAUUUAACAUUGUGGUGAGAUCACAACUAAACUGCCGGGAGAAUAAACUGCGUGAAAGUUUAAUUUUAUAUAUAUACAGGUUUUCUAGAAGUAGAUCUAUAUAUAGUGGUCACAUUGGGCGACGAAAAAGUUCGUCCAGUGGAAUGUAUGUGCCAUUAUUUUCUUGUAAUUGCCCAUAGAGAUUGUCGGUUGAUUAUUAGUUCAGGUAAACAAUGCACCUUGAUUCUAUA